Molecule: messenger RNA, 2708 nt
Organism: Oncorhynchus kisutch (coho salmon)
Lineage: Eukaryota; Metazoa; Chordata; Actinopteri; Salmoniformes; Salmonidae
Product: tomoregulin-1-like
Exons: 10
Coding region: 563-1654 (363 amino acids)
Cellular component (GO): plasma membrane
Molecular function (GO): protein binding
Source: RefSeq, a predicted model, not a curated record
GUGAUACCCAAUCGUCACCGAAGUCCUUUGUUGAUGCUGAUUCACAAAAUCUCACUCAAGACAUUGUCUGAGUAAAUUGCUACAACAAAAUCAUUUCUUUUCGCCUUUGUGGGAUUGUGUUGUGGAAGGAUGCAGAGAUAUUCUCGGAGGGACAUUUUAAACCAGCUGUUUGCCGCUGGGAUAAAAUAGAGGCAGACGCGUCAAAGGUAAAUGCGACAGUCAAAACAGCUCAUUAUCGCACACCCUAUCCCAUACAACGGCCAGACGAGCGAUCAAUAGAGCAAAGCCAACAUUUCGUUUGUGCAAUUUGUGAGCUAAAGUCCGAUAUAAUGCCGUUUUUUUAUAUGGCUAUGCUGGGAGAUAAUCCCCUUUCUGCAAAGGAGAUUAAACCUUUUUUUAGCCGUGGGUGAAACAGUUUGCCAACAACAACGCGUUUUGUUCUCCGUCUACCAAUUCACAUCUGGUGGAUUCGUUGAUGUAUUUCUGCCAUUUGAAUGAAAAAAGGCAUAUGUUGUGAUUUGGAGAAAAGACGGUGUCCACUCUACACAGCAUUGUAAGCAUCAUGUCCAUAGGAUAUCCCCUCUCAUCUCACGGACCCUCAGCAGGCCGUUUUUUCUCUCUCCUCUGCCUUUUGGCCGUCUCUACACUGCCUGGAGCACAAGCCUCUUACCCUGAGAGCAGCGAAUGUAUUUUAGGAAAAGGCAAGGACUGCUUGGAUUUGUCUGAGAAGAAAAGUGACCUGAGAGUGUGUGACACUGCAACUUGUCGUUACGGGGGGACAUGUCAAGAGAAUGGGGCUGACCUGAAAUGUGUCUGCCAGUUCUAUUGCUCUAAGAAGUACAUCCCUGUUUGUGGGUCCAACGGAGACACCUAUCAGAAUGAGUGCUUCUUGAGGAGAGCAGCAUGCAAGCAGCAGAAGUCCAUAUCACAGGUCUCUGACGUGGCCUGCUAUACAGAUGGCAGUUCUGGAUCUGGCGACAGAGAUGAUGAAGGAUCAGGCACAGGCAGAGGAAAAAAGCCCACAAAAUGCGUCAACUGCAAGUUUGGAGCAGAAUGCGAUGUGGACUCUGAGGAUAUAUUGUGUAUGUGCAACAUUGACUGCAGUGGCCAUAAUGACAACCCGGUGUGUGGAACAAACGGAAAAUCUUACAUUACCCCCUGUCACGUAAGAGAGGCUUCGUGCUUGAAGCAGGUGAAGAUUGACGUGAAGCAUCUAGGGAGUUGUCCAGAAAAAGGGAAGAAGAAAAAUGAAGACGAUGGUAGCAACAGCAAGACGUAUCUUUUUGACACGGUAGACAUAGGGGAGGACAGAGCUUAUGGAGGGACCCCCACCCUCUGCACAAAGGACUACGCCAACUUCUGUGAACACGGCCAAUGUGAAAUUAAGUAUAGCAUCCCCACCUGCCGGUGUGACUCGGGCUACACUGGCCAGCAGUGUGAUGAAAUCCAAGACUUCAACAUCCUGUACGUGGUGCCCAGUGGACAGAAACUCCACUACGUUCUCAUAGCAGCCGUCAUCGGAGCCGUACAGAUCGCCAUCAUUGUCGCUGUUGUCAUGUGUUUCACAAGGAGGUGUCCCAAAACCCAGAGGGGACGAAGACAACAGCAACACAUUGGACACUUUCCCUCUGGGACUUCAUCCAGGAUGAUGUAGCAGUUUUUUGUGUGCAUUUUUGCACCAUAUGGAUCACAUUUUUUGAUAUCUGUUGUUUUGUCUCCUUUAUUUUUGAAUGGAUGUUUAUUUAUUUUCUCUAAUGGGGCCUUAGUUUUCUCUCCCUUCUGGACAUAUGCAGUUCUUGCUGCUUUUUGUCAGACUGCUGCAUUAUUUAUUUUUUCCUACGGGCUUGAAAACGGACAGCCAUUCUCCUCUGAUCAUCCAUUGUUUGCAAGGUGGUAUUGGUAUCUUUAGGCACACAAACCUUGGAUACCUAGGGUCUGGACUCAUGCUAUUUAUCAGCGUCUCUGACUUUCUCUCAGUACCUUUUUUUUAAAUGAAAUACAACUAUAUACCAAAUGCAGUUUUCUAUAAAGGAGGUAAAAGCUGAUGUGUACAGUUUGUUUUGGUUACUUUUCAAUAUACCAUUCCGGGGAUAGAUUUUUUUGACUAGGUACUAAUUGAAAUGUUUUUAUAUAUCAUCUUUUAUUAAUUUUUUAUGUUCUAAUAUUGUUUGUAUUAUUGCUAAUGAAAUAGUUGCAUAUGGCAUGAGCUGUGAAUGUGUUUAGUGAUGUCGUUUUAGUAAUAUUAAAUGAUCUGUGUUUCAAACACUCGUGUUGCCUUCAUAUUAUUAUGACUAGAUCAAUGACGGAGCCUAAAUCAUUUUCAGAAAAAUAAUUUAUCACAAUGUUAAAAUUGUUAUGGAAGAGAAGGCGUAUUCAUAUGAUGUUAUUGUAAAAAUAAAUGCACUGAUUUUAAUGCAGUUCUUGAUUUACUUUGUUAAAUCCAAAAAUCUAUAACAUUUGGAAUGUGGACAAGUCACAUGGUUGGGAAAGACUCUGAGCCCUAGUUAUAAAACUGCAUGUACAGUGCCUAUCAGAAAGUAUUCACAUCCCUUGACUUGUUGCACAUUUUGUUGUGUUACAUCCUGAAUUUAAAAUGUAUUCAAAUUGAGAUUAUUUGUCAUGGGCCGACACACAAUAUCCCAGUAAUGUCAAAGUGGGAUAAUGUUUUUAGACAUUUUUACAAAUUCAUAAAUUUUUUUAAACUGAAA